This is a messenger RNA of Trichoderma breve, 924 nucleotides long. Its product is annotated as x-Pro dipeptidyl-peptidase (S15 family) domain-containing protein. The record is from RefSeq and is a predicted model, not a curated record. Gene Ontology annotation, molecular function: hydrolase activity. Bases 1 to 924 code for a protein of 307 amino acids. NCBI's taxonomy places the organism in Eukaryota, Fungi, Ascomycota, Sordariomycetes, Hypocreales, Hypocreaceae. The transcript is spliced from 2 exons.
AUGGCAGUUUCGAAGCGCGUUGAAUUCCGAACGGUGGAUGGGGUGACUCUAAGAGGCGAUUUGUAUAUGCCAAAUAACACAAACAAUAAGGUCCCUAUUGUGGUGAUGACACAAGGAUUAACGUUGCUAAAAGAACACUAUUUGCCCGAUUUUGCUAUACGCUUUCAAGCUGCAGGCUAUGGCGUGCUUAUUUACGACCACCGCGGAUGGGGCUCCAGCGAAGGAGAGCCGCGCAACGCCGUAAAUCCAAUGCAGCAAGCAGAGGAUUAUCAUGAUGCGGUAAUUUUUGCCCGCAGCAUUCCAGGGAUAGAUAAAGAUCGAAUUGCCAUGUGGGGAAUAGGGCAUUCUGGUGGUGCAGCAUUAAUCUCUGCAGGCAACGACGACUAUAUCAAAGCCGUUGUACUAGUUAUGCCUCUUCCAUCCGGGGCACGAGAUGCAGCAAGCUUCCCUCCGGAGUUGAUGGAGCAGUUCAAAGCAGAACGUCUUGCGAGAAUACAAAACCCGGCCUUGGAGGAAACAUACGUACAAGUUUGGGAUAACUCUCUCGAGCAGGCGUCUGGCGAGCGUGGCAAGGUCAUCUUACAUUCUCCCCCUACAUAUGAGUUUAUCUCUGGCGGCCAACGACGUUCUGACGCCGCGGGCACCCCUUGGGAAAACAAGAUUACAUUGCGGAGUUUAUACGAUAUCAGCAAAGUCGAGCCUCAAGACUUUAUCCGCAGAAUUAGCCCGAGACCAUUGCUGUACCUAGCCGCCGUGGAAGACGUACUAACCGCACCUCUUGAAAUGCAUAAGAAGGUAUUUGAGCAAGCAGGGGAGCCAAAGGAAUUCGUCAGGCUAAACAACCACCACGUCGCCACCUAUUUCGACGCCAGUUUCGAGGAGAACAUCACAGCGCAGAUUCAAUUUUUGAACAAGUAUCUAUAG